Molecule: messenger RNA, 2094 nt
Organism: Temnothorax curvispinosus
Lineage: Eukaryota; Metazoa; Arthropoda; Insecta; Hymenoptera; Formicidae
Gene: vermilion
Product: tryptophan 2,3-dioxygenase
Exons: 7
Coding region: 245-1516 (423 amino acids)
Molecular function (GO): metal ion binding; L-tryptophan 2,3-dioxygenase activity; heme binding
Source: RefSeq, a predicted model, not a curated record
UCCACCUCUUCGACAACGUGUGUUGCGUGUGGUCUCUCGUACAUGCAAAUGCGGUUCUCGACAAUUUUAAGAAAUCUCAAUCGGAUAUUCCAAUUAAAUUGUAACCUGUUACCUACAUUAAAAGAGAAUUCGAGAAAUUACUCCAUUCACUAAAACGAAGAGAAGAAAUAUCGAUUUCGUGUGAAAUCUCAAAGUGUUACUUUAUCUACUUUCUUAUAUCAACGUGAGGAAACACAUUUGAGGAAUGUCUUGCCCAGUGAGCGGUAUUGAAGAGGAUAAUCGAAACGAUCAGGCACAGCGAGACGAGUUCAGGCAAGGACCGGCGUUGAACUAUAGCGAAUAUCUGUGUUUAGACAAGGUCUUAUCUGCGCAAAGGCUUCUUAGCGCCGAACACGGCAAUGCAGUUCACGACGAGCAUCUUUUUAUUGUCACUCAUCAAGCGUACGAGCUUUGGUUCAAGCAAAUUAUUUUCGAGCUCGACUCCGUUAGGGCACUCUUCAGCUCCGAAUCCAACAAUUGCAAUGCAUCCAACGGGUCUUCUAACGAUCAUUCGGCCGCCACCCGGGGCAAUGGAAUUUCUCACGUUUUGAACGAGUCGAAAACCCUGGAUAUUCUCAAACGAUUGAAUCGCAUUGUGCUUAUUCUGAAGUUAUUGGUGGACCAAGUGACGAUUCUGGAAACAAUGAUACCAUUGGAUUUCAUGGCGUUUAGAGACCUAUUGUGUCCGGCCUCGGGUUUCCAAUCGCUGCAAUUCCGUCUACUGGAGAACAAACUGGGCGUGAAACGAGAACUCAGGAUCAAAUCUAAUUACCUAAAGAUCUUCGGGAGAGAUCCUAAAGCUAUCGAGGCGAUCAAGCGAUCUGAGGAGGAGCCCAGUCUCAGUACUCUGGUUCAGAGCUGGUUGAGCAGAACACCAGGGCUAGAGACACACGACUUCGAUUUCUGGGGAAAGUACAAGCGAUCGGUGGAGAAGAUGUUGGCCGAGCAAAAACAAGCUGUAAAUACAAUAUCAGAAGAAUGCGUCAAAAAUUAUCAUUUGACCAAUGUACACUCGCGGAAAGCACUUUUCGACAGCAUCUUCAAAGAGUCGCUUCAUAAUGGUCUCGUGUCACGGGGGGAACGCAGAUUUUCACACACUGCUCUUCAGGGAGCAAUAAUGAUCACCCUGUAUCGAGAUGAAGCACGAUUCAGCCAGCCGCAUCAAAUCCUCACGGCGUUAAUGGACAUCGACUCUCUAAUCACAAAAUGGAGGUAUAACCAUGUUAUCAUGGUACAAAGAAUGAUCGGAUCUCAACAAUUAGGCACUGGUGGCUCCUCCGGCUAUCAAUAUUUGAAGUCCACAUUAAGCGAUAGAUACAAAGUUUUUCUGGACUUGUUCAACCUAUCGACCUUCCUGAUACCACGUCAUAUGAUCCCGCCGUUGACGAAGCAAAUGAAAAAGAAGUUAUCAAUCGCCUUGUACGACUGCAACUCGGACGAUCAAGAUGAAUUGGCGGACUCUCUAGAAAGCUCGUAAAUUAGCGCAUCACACAGCAAAGUUCAUAAAACUCUAAUAAGUUUUACUUCUUUAAUAUAGUCAGUGUGUAUUAUACAUUCACUCUGAUAUAAUUAGAUAUUAAUUAGAUAUUACAGUUAGACGAGUGCUCUUUUUAAGAUUUUUUUAGCGUUGGAACUAGAUAUUUCUAAAAACAGCACGCAUAAUUCUCAUUAAUUUACGAUAGCGUUAAGAUUAGAAACUAAAAUUUCAAAUGUUUGAAAAUUAUUUUAUUUAUUAAUUAUUAAAAUUAAUAAAAUUACUAAUUACUAAUUAGUAAAUAUAGAUUAGACAAAAUAAUCCAAAGAAAAGUUAAGGUCUCGUUUGUUUAUAGUGUCGAUCAUAAUAUAAAAAGCUCACAUAGCUGUGUAUAACUUUUAACAAUUGCAGAUAUCACUGUUUCACUUUCUGAAAGAUCUUUUUUUCUUGGAUCGUCUUUUAUUAAGGUGAUCGUAUUUUGGUAGACUUUUGACAUAACAUAUGGUAUGGAAAACAUAUAAUAUUAACACUGUACUUAAUAAAAUGUUUCAUUAGGUAAAACACAAUUUUUUCUAACAUAA